CCUCUUCUUUUGCAGUGUGUGCAAGCUUUUGAGUUUCUUUCUUCGUCUUCCCAGAGUAACAAGCCUUAUCGAAGCAAUUAAACCUACUAAAGAAUGAAGAUGAAGUCCGCUGUUGUGCAGUUUUACGUUAUCUCUCUUCUCCUUUCAUCUUCUUUGUUCAUGCUUUCAAACGCCGAUUCGUCACCAUGCAACGGAAAAUGCAACGUGAGAUGUUCGAAGGCAAGAAUCCAAGAUCGGUGUCUAAAGUACUGCAAAAUAUGUUGCGGGAAGUGUGAUUACUGUGUCCCCUCAGGCACUUAUGGAAACAAAGACGAGUGUCCUUGUUACCGCGAUAUGAAGAACUCCAAAGGCGGACCCAAAUGUCCUUGAACUCGUUUUUGAAGAUCAUCCUCAUAGACAUCAUAUCUGCCAUAUUAC
Molecule: messenger RNA, 417 nt
Organism: Brassica oleracea var. oleracea
Lineage: Eukaryota; Viridiplantae; Streptophyta; Magnoliopsida; Brassicales; Brassicaceae
Product: gibberellin-regulated protein 10-like
Exons: 2
Coding region: 94-369 (91 amino acids)
Source: RefSeq, a predicted model, not a curated record